AUGCGCAGUGUCGUCUUUCUUGCAGCGCCAACGCUGUGCCAGCUGACGCCGCACACAGCACGCCGGACGAGCCUGGACAUUGGUGCAGACGCUCGAGUUGUAGUGGACGAGACGCGAGAUGCUGCGCUGGUAGACGAUGCGCAACAGGUGGCCGACUCGGUCGACGCUUACGAUGCACACGGCUGGGAGGAGGCCUCGAUUGCGCGUUCCGAGAUCGCUGAUGCUCGCGGCGCGGUUUCACGCGAGCUGCUGGAUGCGGUGCAAGAUCGUGCGAGGCGCAACAAGCGGGUGCGCAUCCGAAGCCCAGUGUUGGUGAUCGAAACGCCGGAACGGCGCGUGGAGCGCACUCCGAGCCGUGUGCCAAACGGUGCUGCACAAGAUCCGUGCCCAGUGGAGGCGGACAAGAGUCGCGUGGUUCUAGGAGAGCUCAGCGACGACGAGCACAAGCACGUAGACGGCAGAUAUGUGCCAGACGUGCAUGUGAGCAAUGUACGAUGUAGUACGCGUAAGCGCGAUGUGGCUGAGGGAGGAAGCGUUGGAGCGAUGCGAGCGUGCGAUCUGUCGCUACUGGCGGGAGCGCGUGCCUCGGAUUCGACACGUGCGUUUGCACCAGUCGCCACUCGCAAGGUGCACGCAAUCCAAGCACCAGCACCACCAUCGGCGACGCAACAUGUCGAUUCAACGCCGCCAUCCGCAUCGACGCUGCCGAUACGUGCGCCGAUGCCUGGCAACACGUCGUCCACCAGAGUGCCACAAACGUGUGGUUUCACAUUCUUCUCGAAACAUGCUCGUCCAUCGUCGUGCUCGGUACAGCACGACAACACAAUCGACCACACGCGCUCGCUUCCGACAGCCAACGACAACGCUCGUCCAUGCGCGUCCCAUGCGGAUGUCACCAUGCCAACAUCGGAUGGUCGCAUACAAGAAUCAACGUCGCUCGUGUCGCUGCCGACGAUGAACGUGUUCGCUGCACCGCACGAUUCAGCCUUGUUCAACGCGAGCCUCAGCCGUACCUCCUCUGCACCUUGCGACGAUCAGGCGCAGCAGUCCAUCCAGCCUCCACCCACGCUCCACUUUAGCCUGGCGCAUGUGACUCGCGUGGAGCGCAUCCUGGCCCACCCUACGCAGUUCGUCGGCUCGCAGAUCGCGGUAGAGCAAAUGCGCGCAGGUGGUGUGACGAACAAGGUGAAUCUGCUCGUGGUGGUCAAGGAGGUAGGCGAGGUAGAACUGGUUCGCGAUCGGGUGCGAGUGGAUUCGGCGGGGCAGGCGGGGCAGGCGGGGCAGGCGACUCGGUCGACAAGAGGUCGGUUGCACGAUGGUAGAACCGAACGAGUAGCCCUGGUUGUUAUGGAUGGGAGUAUCUCAAGCAUUGCGCGGUGGGUAGACGAUGUGAGGAGCUCGGAUAUCAGUGUUGUAGAUGAGGUGGAAUCCAAGUGUUUGCUCCAACUGGUGGUGUGGGGUGAGCUUGCGCGCGAAUGGGUAGCUAGCGCGACGCUUGAUGUGAGCAGCCAACAAGCAUCGCGAUGCUCGCCUAGUCUGCGCCCAACGCCGCUCCGACCAGGCGACGUUAUUUCGGUCUGCAACGUCUCGCUCUCGCGCUCCACGGCUUGUUCUACAUGCUCGACGCGCGGCUUGCGCCGAGGCACGCGUCUCGGCUCGCACCCAAUCGCGCCCACAGCGCACGCCUCACCAGCCAACAACUCUACCAUCGAACUCUGCUACCGCUCUACCGUCCUUUCCCCCCUCGACAACGCCAGAAACUUCCACCCCUCCCUCGCCGCUUUCGACCUCAAGUCCAAAAAUGUAGACAGACUCCGCAGACUCUGGUUAUCGUCAUGCUAG
Mycosarcoma maydis (corn smut) is the source of this 1842-nucleotide messenger RNA. RefSeq lists its product as uncharacterized. The record is from RefSeq and is a predicted model, not a curated record. The transcript has a single exon. NCBI's taxonomy places the organism in Eukaryota, Fungi, Basidiomycota, Ustilaginomycetes, Ustilaginales. The coding region runs from base 1 to 1842 and encodes 613 amino acids.